CCUGGAUGGUGCAGUUACACCUUCAUUGCUGACAUCCAGCAGUCACAUAAGGAUGCAUCUGUGAUUAAGGCUGCAUACUUGAACGUCUACUUCUUGGAAAAUUAAUCCAAAAGACAGAAGCAUGUGACAUUUAAAUAGAUGUCACAAUGGAUAGCAAAGUGGAUUCUACAGACGUGAACGAAAAGAUGGAUGCUGGAAAUGACAACGAGCCAAAGUUCCACAACUUGCUAACCACUGCUUCAAAGUCACCGCUUACCCUGGAGAAAUCCAUGGCAGAUCAAACCGAAUCUUUGGCUGAGGCUACGACCCGCUCAGGGCAGAUCUCCACUGAGGACACUGAAUUAUCUUCAGCUGACAUCUCUGUGAACGUAUUCCAAAAUAAAACAAUAGGAGCCUCUGUUGAAACCAACUUGUAUAAUGACGCAAAACCUGGAGUGACCAGAGCAGUAUCCAUCUGCACUCCCUGCUCUGUGGAGAAAGAUCAGCCGAAGCCUCUGUGUGCCCUGCUGCCAUCCUCCAAGGAGGCCUGCCCAGUCUAUGAAAUCAGGAGGAGUCAAGGGACCCUCAAAACCUCUGCCGUCAACACUGAGCCAGAUGAUGAUGACCUGUGUGCUGCAAUCCUAUUGGCCUGUCUCUUCUGUCAACCACUGGACUGUUUGCUGGCCACCAUGAGAGGGUGCAGUGAGUGCGUUUGGUCGCUGUGCUCGUCACUGUGUUCCUCCCUGUGCUGCUGCGAGCCCACCACCCUGCAGCCUCUCCUGGACGUCACCCACCAGUGCGACGUCUGCACGUGUCUGGACAUCCGUUGCUUCCAGUGCGAAUGUCCCGUCUGCGACAUCUGCCUCCAGGCCACAGAGUGCCUGGACCUCGCUAUGGAAAUCUCACAAAUGCUUUACCACUAAAGAAAAAAAAGAAAAAAAAAACAACACCCAGACACGAACCAAUGGGAAUCAUUUAUUUGUUAAAAUCUUUCCAAAGCCAACUUGUAGGGACAAGACAUAAAUGCUACCGGUUUCUGGUUAACAGUCGAUGUUAGCACUCAAAUAUCUGUCAGGGUAAGACAUGGUUAAUAUUGCGUAUGAGCAAAAAAAAAAAAAAAAAA
Molecule: messenger RNA, 1102 nt
Organism: Acanthopagrus latus (yellowfin seabream)
Lineage: Eukaryota; Metazoa; Chordata; Actinopteri; Spariformes; Sparidae
Exons: 5
Coding region: 147-902 (251 amino acids)
Source: RefSeq, a predicted model, not a curated record